AUGCUCGGUUGGAUGCUGAAACGCGGCGAGAACGCGCCAACGGCGGAUGCUGGAGAAACGACGCUGCUAGAUCAGCCGGACACUCCCGCUCCCGUUUUUGCUGCUCGCGCCUUCAAAAGUGCCCUGUUCGGCACCCCCGCGCCAUCGACGGACGAGACUCGACAACCGCAAGGCAAUAUGGCAACAAGAAAAGCAUCCAUGGCUUCGGACCCGAGCUCCAGCACACCUUCCAAGCCGGCUGGAAUCCUACUCACCCCUGGUACGGGCACCUCUCGACGAAAACGUGUCUCGUUUGGCCGUGACCUCCCAGCGACCAGUAAAAGCACGGCCAAGAACGACAAGGCCGGCAGCAACCGACAGUCGCUGCUUACGGAGGCUCUGGAGAAUUCCAGACGAAAAGGAAAGGCUGAAACUGCAAGGAAGCCGGCCGAAGUGUCAGACGACGAAUGGGAGGAGGCCGAGGACGACUACUGUACAAACGACAUCACUUUGGACUUGAACGAACCUCACUCGCAGUCGGGUCGCUACUGGAAGGGGGAGUUUGAAAAAUACCACCAAGAGGCCAAGGCAGAAAUGGAGAAAUUGCUCAAGUAUAAGCAACUUGCGAAAUCUUAUGCACAGCAAAAGGAUUCCGAAGCAAUCCAUCUCGCCGAGAAGCUCAGGGAUGAACAGCAAAAGGUCAUUAAGAUGGAGCGGAAGAUUGCGGAAAAUGCAUCACACAUCGUUUCCAAACAUGGCCAAUCGCACGACGACGAACCAACUGCCUUGCUCAUGAAACUCGCCAAGCAGACCUCCCUGGCAGCCCAGUACAGGCACCGUGUGCAGGAGUUGGAAGCAAACUGGGAGGCGCUCCUCCGCCAGAAGGAGGACAGCGCCGACAGUGGACGACAGAAACGACAGGAAACGGCCUCUCCGAUGACGCAGAAGACGCUGGUCGAGACACAACGUGAGCUUCGUCGAGCCCGAAGUCAGCUCAGAGAAGUCGACUCGCUUCGUCAGGAGGUCGCGUCGUUAAAGGUCCAACUCAAGGUCGCCGAGGCCCGGUCGAGCAAAGAUGCUCACCGCAAUCGAGAAUCCGCGGGACCGAGAGCUCGCGAGCUGCGCGCUCAGCUCGAGCAGGCAAUGGAAGAAUCUAAGAAGAAGGACGAGGAGUUGCGAAAGCUAAAGGUUGCCUUUGAGGCCGUGAGCCAAGAAAACGAGGCGCACCAAGCAGAUACUAAAGCCGUGCUUGAGCGAGCUUACACGAAAAUCGCAAGCCUGAAACAGGAGGUCAAAGCUCUGAAAGCUACCGGAGCGGAAACGCUUCAGCGCAGCAGCUGGCAGCCGAAUCAUGACGGGAGCCCCGAGGCCGGCACAGAUUGGGUGGCCAAAAUGCACCGCGGUGCAGAGUACUCUCGACGGAAGCAUGAGUCGGCCGAUAACGAGGCGGCAACGAAGACUCAACUUCCACGGCAUACCGUUGAGACAGCGACAACACAAGGCAGUGGAAAUGCCCUAGCAGAGCGGCCAAGUCUUGGACAGCCUAAGUGGCGACCGUUCGUGCCGAGGUCACCAAGAAACAGGGCGUAUCUUGGCGAAGCGCUGGAGAAGCGCAUCCGCAACGGGGGUGCAACACCGGCGCCCCCAAGGUCCAAGCGCGCAUCGGUCACAAAACCGCCAGAAUCGUCGAGUGUACUGUCACGCGAUGUCGGACGAGAGACAUCCGGCAGAGCCGACGAAGUCGAUCUUUUGCAGAACCGCUUCGAACGUCUCGGCGGGCCGGACCACAACAGGGCUGGUGACAAGACCGGCAGCAGCUCCGGACUAGGCAACAGGUCCAAGGGCAGGACCAUCUCGACGGAAAGACGGGCGGCCGCUCUCGCGCGCAUCGAGAAGAGCAUGGCGGAGAAGAAGCGAUCGCAGAGACGCAAGGCCUACGACAAAGAGAACAUGCUGCCAUGGGCUUAA
Molecule: messenger RNA, 1947 nt
Organism: Drechmeria coniospora
Lineage: Eukaryota; Fungi; Ascomycota; Sordariomycetes; Hypocreales; Ophiocordycipitaceae
Product: Spindle-body formation-associated protein
Exons: 2
Coding region: 1-1947 (648 amino acids)
Source: RefSeq, a predicted model, not a curated record